Molecule: messenger RNA, 5948 nt
Organism: Myotis daubentonii (Daubenton's bat)
Lineage: Eukaryota; Metazoa; Chordata; Mammalia; Chiroptera; Vespertilionidae
Gene: BCL11A
Product: BCL11 transcription factor A
Biological process (GO): regulation of transcription by RNA polymerase II; negative regulation of dendrite development
Cellular component (GO): nucleus
Molecular function (GO): RNA polymerase II cis-regulatory region sequence-specific DNA binding; DNA-binding transcription factor activity
Source: RefSeq, a predicted model, not a curated record
GAUUGGAACUCCCAGGGCUGCCCGUGCUUUGUCCUCUGGCCCGUGGCCGCUCGGAGAGGUGGACGCCUCGGCGCCUCCGUCUCCCCGGGUCCCGGCGCUCCUCUCCGGGGGCCGAAACGUGCCCCGAGUUUGACUGUUCACGUUUUUAUUUCUCGGCCUCUCUCUCCGCGACCCUUGGGCGCCUCUACUCCGUGCUUCUAGUUGCAUCCAGACCCAAUCGUUUGUCGGGGCGCUUAGUACCCCGGACCCCCCGGCUUGGCCUUGGGGGCGCCCUCCCGACGCUCCGGCCCGGGCCUGCACCACCUCCCCCGCCCUGGCCCCCUCUCUCCCGGCCGCCGGGAGGCCCCCGCGCUGCCCUUCCGGACCUGCCACCCUCCAAACUUGGGCUGGACUCCGCUUCGCCACGCGCUCCCUUCUGCCUCCCCUCGCCCGCUGCGUAGCUGUAACUUGGAGGCUUAGCUCUCAACUUGGGGUGAUUUUUCUUUGCUAGCUAUCCUCUCCUUGGGCAAAGUUUCCCGAGCGCGGCCGCGGGCUCAGGGCUUUCACUUCGGCCGCCGGCGGCCGCACACGGGGAGCAGGCGCGGCGGCGGCGGAGAGGGGAAGUGGGUGUGCGCACGGAGGAGGGUGUCCGGGAGCAACUCUACCUGGCUUCCCUCCGCCCGCGCGUCUCCGGCCCCGGGCAGCAGCCUCCCCGUACACUCCAGCGGAAAAGAAAUCUUUCAUUUUGGGGUGCACGUGCGGCGUGGGGAAGGAGCACGUCUUGCUCCCCCCCAACCCCUAUCCCCUCCGCCCCUUUCUUCUCCCCCAGCCGCGCCGCUGUUUCGGCGCUCGUUGCGGCCACUGGCACUGAUGAAGAUAUUUUCUCUGGAGUCUCCUUUCUAACCCGGCUCUCCCGAUGUGAACCGAGCCGUCGUCCGCCCGCCGCCGCCGCCGCCGCCGCCGCCGCCCGCCCGCCCCGCAGCCCACCAUGUCUCGCCGCAAGCAAGGCAAACCCCAGCACUUAAGCAAACGGGAAUUCUCGCCCGAACCUCUUGAAGCCAUUCUUACAGAUGAUGAACCGGACCACGGCCCUUUGGGAGCUCCAGAAGGGGACCAUGACCUCCUCACGUGUGGGCAGUGCCAGAUGAACUUCCCAUUGGGGGACAUUCUUAUUUUUAUCGAGCACAAACGGAAACAAUGCAAUGGCAGCCUCUGCUUAGAAAAAGCUGUGGAUAAGCCACCUUCCCCUUCACCAAUCGAGAUGAAAAAAGCAUCCAAUCCUGUGGAGGUUGGCAUCCAGGUCACGCCAGAGGAUGACGAUUGUUUAUCAACGUCAUCUAGAGGAAUUUGCCCCAAACAGGAACACAUAGCAGAUAAACUUCUGCACUGGAGGGGCCUCUCCUCCCCUCGUUCUGCACACGGAGCUCUAAUCCCCACGCCCGGGAUGAGUGCAGAAUAUGGCCCGCAGGGUAUUUGUAAAGAUGAGCCCAGCAGCUACACAUGUACAACUUGCAAACAGCCAUUCACCAGUGCAUGGUUUCUCUUGCAACACGCACAGAACACUCAUGGAUUAAGAAUCUACUUAGAAAGCGAACACGGAAGUCCCCUGACCCCGCGGGUUGGUAUCCCUUCAGGACUAGGUGCAGAAUGUCCUUCCCAGCCACCUCUCCAUGGGAUCCAUAUUGCAGACAAUAACCCCUUUAACCUGCUAAGAAUACCAGGAUCAGUAUCCAGAGAGGCUUCCGGCCUGGCAGAAGGGCGCUUUCCACCCACUCCCCCCCUGUUUAGUCCACCACCGAGACAUCACUUGGACCCCCACCGCAUAGAGCGCCUGGGGGCGGAAGAGAUGGCCCUGGCCACCCAUCACCCGAGUGCCUUUGACAGGGUGCUGCGGUUGAACCCAAUGGCUAUGGAGCCUCCCGCCAUGGAUUUCUCUAGGAGACUUAGAGAGCUGGCAGGGAACACGUCUAGCCCACCGCUGUCCCCAGGCCGGCCCAGCCCUAUGCAAAGGUUACUGCAACCAUUCCAGCCAGGUAGCAAGCCGCCCUUCCUGGCGACGCCCCCCCUCCCUCCUCUGCAGUCCGCCCCUCCUCCCUCCCAGCCCCCGGUCAAGUCCAAGUCAUGCGAGUUCUGCGGCAAGACGUUCAAAUUUCAGAGCAACCUGGUGGUGCACCGGCGCAGCCACACGGGCGAGAAGCCCUACAAGUGCAACCUGUGCGACCACGCGUGCACGCAGGCCAGCAAGCUGAAGCGCCACAUGAAGACGCACAUGCACAAGUCGUCCCCCAUGACGGUCAAGUCCGACGACGGCCUCUCCACCGCCAGCUCCCCGGAACCUGGCACCAGCGACCUGGUGGGCAGUGCUAGCAGCGCGCUCAAGUCCGUGGUGGCCAAGUUCAAGAGCGAGAAUGACCCCGGCCUGAUCCCGGAGAACGGGGACGAGGAGGAAGAGGAGGACGACGAGGAAGAGGAAGAAGAGGAGGAAGAGGAGGAGGAGGAGCUGACCGAGAGCGAGAGGGUGGACUACGGCUUCGGGCUGAGCCUGGAGGCGGCGCGCCACCACGAGAACAGCUCGCGGGGCGCCGUGGUGGGCGUGGGCGACGAGGGCCGGGCCCUGCCCGACAUCAUGCAGGGCAUGGUGCUCAGCUCCAUGCAGCACUUCAGCGAGGCCUUCCACCAGGUCCUGGGCGAGAAGCAUAAGCGUGGCCACCUGGCCGAGGCCGAGGGCCACAGGGACACUUGUGACGAAGACUCGGUGGCCGGCGAGUCGGACCGCAUAGACGAUGGCACUGUUAACGGCCGCGGCUGCUCCCCGGGCGAGUCGGCCUCCGGGGGCCUGUCCAAGAAGCUGCUGCUGGGCAGCCCCAGCUCGCUGAGCCCCUUCUCCAAGCGCAUCAAGCUCGAGAAGGAGUUCGACCUGCCCCCAGCCGCGAUGCCCAACACCGAGAACGUGUAUUCGCAGUGGCUCGCUGGCUACGCGGCCUCCAGGCAGCUCAAAGAUCCCUUCCUUAGCUUCGGAGACUCCAGACAAUCGCCUUUCGCCUCCUCGUCUGAGCACUCCUCGGAGAACGGGAGCUUGCGCUUCUCCACGCCACCCGGGGAGCUGGACGGAGGGAUCUCGGGGCGCAGCGGCACGGGAAGUGGAGGGAGCACGCCCCAUAUUAGUGGUCCGGGCCCGGGCAGGCCCAGCUCAAAAGAGGGCAGACGCAGCGACACUUGUGAGUACUGUGGGAAAGUCUUCAAGAACUGUAGCAAUCUCACUGUCCACAGGAGAAGCCACACGGGCGAAAGGCCUUAUAAAUGCGAGCUGUGCAACUAUGCCUGUGCCCAGAGUAGCAAGCUCACCAGGCACAUGAAAACGCAUGGCCAGGUGGGGAAGGACGUUUACAAAUGUGAAAUUUGUAAGAUGCCUUUUAGCGUGUACAGUACCCUGGAGAAACACAUGAAAAAAUGGCACAGUGAUCGAGUGUUGAAUAAUGAUAUAAAAACUGAAUAGAGGUAUAUUAAUACCCCCCUCACUCCCACUUGACACCUCCUUUUUUCAUCACCCCCUUCCCCAUCGCCCUCCAGCCCCACUCCCAGUAGGAUUUUUUUUCUAGUCCCAUGUGAUUUAAACAAGCAAGCAAGCAAGCAAACAAACAGAAGUAACGGAAGCUAAGAAUAUGAGAGUGCUUGUCACCAGCACACCUAUUUUUUUUUUCUUUUUCUUUUUUCUUUUUCUUUUUUUCCUUUUAUGUUCUCACCGUUUGAAUGCAUGAUCUGUAUGGGGCAAUACUAUUGCAUUUUACGCAAACUUUGAGCCUUUCUCUUGUGCAAUAAUUUACAUGUUGUGUAUGUUUUUUUUUUUUAAACUUAGACAGCAUGUAUGGUAUGUAAUGGCUAUUUUAAAUUGUCCCCGAUUCGUUGUUGAGCAAAAAUGUUGCUGUUUCCAGUUCCGUUCUGAGAGAAAAAGAGAGAGAGAGAGAAAAAGACCAUGCUGCAUACAUUCUGUAAUACAUAUCAUGUACAGUUUUAUUUUAUAAUGUGAGGAGGAAAAACAGUCUUUGGAUUAACCCUCUAUAGACAGAAUAGGUAGUGCUGAAAGAAAAUCUCUAUGAGCUAAAUGUCUGUCUCUAAAGGGUUAAAUGUAUUAAUUGGAGAGGGAAAAAAGGGCCUUGAAUUGACAAAUUAACAGAAACACAAAACAAGUUUAUUCUAUCAUUUGGUUUUAAAAUAUGAGUGCCUUGGAUCUAUUAAAACCACGUUGAUGGUUCUUUCUACUUGUAAUAAACUUGUAGCUUAAUUCCGCAUUGGGUGAGGUAAUAAACCUUAGGACCUAACAUAUAAUUCUUUCUUGUAUUUCUCACAACAAUGGCUACCUAAAAAUAUGACCCAUUAUGUCCUAGUUAAUCAUCAUUUUCCCUUUAGUUUAAUCUUGUAAGCAAAACUGAUUAUACCAGUAUAAAAGCUAUUUUGCUCCUGGUGAGAGCUUAAAAGAAAUGGGCUGUUUUGCCCAAAGUUUUGUUCUGUUUUGUUUUUUUAAAUGAUGAUUACAUUGAAUGUGUAAUGUGCAAAGCCCUGGAAUAUAAUUAAAUACACGAGUAAGGAAUUCAUUUCAUGAAGAUACUUGUUUUAAAUAAUGUCUUUUAAAAAAAAAUUCUGGCCCCAGAAGAAAUAGAUCCAGAUCCACUUGGUUGUCAAAAGGACAAUCACACAAUAAACUUCAAGACCUCGUAUGCCAUAUUAAAAAGAAGAGGCUGACCAUAAGGUUUGACAGAGGAUAACAGAGGGGGGAAAAAGUGAUUUAUUAGCACAAUGUGGUACUAUUUGCCAUUUUAAACUAGAACAGGUGUAUAAGCUAAUAUUGAUACAAUGAUGAUUAUGAAUUCUUAAGAUGCGUUGAAAUGUGACAUUCUUAAAAAAGAAGAGAAAGAGUUUUAAGAGUAGCAGUAUAUAUGUCUGUGCUCCCUAAAAGUUGUACUUCAUUUCUUUUCCAUACACUGUGUGCUAUUUGUGUUAACAUGGAAGAGGACUCAUUGUUUUUAUUUUAUUUUUAAAAUUUUUCUUUCUUUUUUUAUUAAGCUAGCAUCUGCCCCAGUUGGUGUUCAAAUAGCACUUGACUCUGCCUGUAAUAUCUGUAUCUUUUCUCUAAUCAGAGAUACAGAGGUUGAGUAUAAAAUAAAACUGCUCAGAUAGGACAAUUACGUGCACUGUACAAUUUUCCCAGUUUACAGGUCUAUACUUAAGGGAAAAGUUACAAGAAUGCUGAAAAAAAAAAUUGAACACAAUCUCAUUGAUGAGCAUUUUUUAGAAAACUAAAAAAAAAAAAAACCUUUGCCAGCCAUUUACUUGACUAAUGAGCUUACUUACUUGGACUCAACAUUGCAAGCGCUGUGAAUGGAAAACAGAAUACACUUAACAUAGAAAUGAAUGAAUGCUUUCGCUUCUACAGUGCAAGGAUUUUUUUUUGUACAAAACUUUUUUAAAUAUAAAUGUUAAGAAAAAAAUUUUUAAAAAACACUUCAUUAUGUUUAGGGGGGGACUGCAUUUUAGGGUUCUAUUGUCUUGGUGGUGUUACAAGACUUGUUAUCCAUUUAAAAAUGGUAGUGGAAAUUCUAUGCCUUGGAUACACACCGCUCUUCAGGUUGUAAAAAAAAAAACAUACAUUCGGGAAAGGUUUAAGAUUAUAUAGUACUUAAAUAUAGGAAAAUGCACACUCAUGUUGAUUCCUAUGCUAAAACACAUUUAUGGUCUUUUUUCUGUAUUUCUAGAAUGGUAUUUGAAUUAAAUGUUCAUCUAGUGUUAGGCACUAUAGUAUUUAUAUUGAAGCUUGUAUUUUUAACUGUUGCUUGUUCUCUUAAAAGGUAUCAGUGUACCUUUUCUGGUAGUGGAAAAAAAAAAAGACAGGCUGCCACAGUAUAUUUUUUUAAUUUGGCAGGAUAAUAUAGUACAAAUUAUUUGUAUGCUUCAAAAAAAAAAAAAGAGAGAGA